UUAAAUGAUUUAGGGGAGAAAUUAGGUAAGAAAUUAAAUGGAAGUACAACAUAUAAAAUACACUCGGAUGGGUACGUAGACUAGACUCGUAUUGUCCUCCUCCUCUUCCUCAGUUGUUGGUGUGAUUAGAGUCUGAACAACAUGGCGACAUCGACAUCAAUCUCAAAGACACUCAUUCCCUUCUCCAAAACGCAGGAAGCUAGCCUCCGACUACCCCACCGGAAGUUCCCAAGACCAAACACGCGAACCCACAUGCCAAUAAAACUCGCGGCACGUGACAACUCCUCAGCCUCCCUCGUGAACUACAAGCCCAAGUUAGAGGAGCAGCUAAAGCGACUCCCGGAAGCGUGGCGCCAAAUCCAGGGAGAGAGCGACUGGGCCGGCCUUCUGGAGCCCAUGGACCCUCUCCUCCGGGCGGAAUUAAUCCGCUAUGGAGAGAUGGCCCAGGCCUGCUACGACGCCUUCGACUUCGACCCCUUCUCAAAGUACUGCGGCAGCUGCAGGUUCACCCCGCGCGCUUUUUUCCCCUCCCUCCACAUGUCCCACAUCGGCUACCACGUCACCCGCUACCUCUACGCCACUGCCAAUAUAAACCUCCCCAACUUCUUCAACCACUCACGCUGGUCCAAGAUGUGGAGCAAGCACGCCAACUGGGCCGGCUACGUCGCCGUUUCCGACGACGCCACGUCGCGCCGCCUCGGCCGCCGCGCCAUCACCAUCGCCUGGCGCGGCACCGUCACGCGCCUCGAGUGGGUGGCGGACCUCAAGGAUUUCCUCAAGCCAAUCUCAUCCAACGGCGUGCCCUGCCCUGACGAAACGGUCAAGGUGGAAUCAGGGUUUCUUGAUCUCUACACGGACCGAGAAGAAAACUGCGGUUACUGCAAGUACUCGGCAAGAGAGCAAGUUCUAACCGAGGUGAAGAGAUUGUUGGAGAUGUAUAGCAACGAGGAAGUUAGUAUUACGAUAACGGGACACAGUUUGGGGAGUGCGUUGGCGAUUCUGAGCGCUUACGAUAUUGUGGAGACGGGGGUGAACGUGAUGGGGGAUAGCAGGGGCGUUUUGGUAUCGGUGGUGUCGUUUUCGGGGCCCAGGGUGGGGAACAUGAGGUUCAGGGAGAGGUUGGAGGUGGGGCUGGGGGUGAAGGUGUUGAGGGUGGUGAACCUCCACGAUGUGGUGCCUAAGGCGCCUGGGGUGGUCUUUAAUGAGCAGUUGCCGGCGGCGCUGAUGAAGGUGGCGGAGGGGCUGCCGUGGAGCUACUCCCAUGUUGGGGUGGAGCUGGCGUUGGACCACAAGAAGUCGCCGUUUCUUAACCCUAAUGCGGAUGCUGUCUGUGCUCAUAACUUGGAGGCUCUUCUUCAUCUGCUUGACGGAUACCACGGAAAGGGUGAAAGAUUCGUGCUAGCGAGUGGAAGAGAUCCUGCUCUGGUGAACAAGGGAUGUGAUUUCCUGAAAGACCAUUACAUGAUUCCACCAAACUGGAGGCAAGAUGAGAACAAGGGCAUGAUCAGGAGCAAUGAUGGACGCUGGAUGCAGCCUGAGCGACCAAAGCUUGAUGAUCACCCUGAAGAUAUGCAUCACCACCUCAGACAAUUAGGUCUGGCUUCAUCUGAUAUUUGAAUGGAGGUGGAGACUCAACAAGACUCUAUGUUAAUGUUAUUGGACAAAAAUGUAUAGAACCUGCAUGGGCCAGCUAGUGGGACCAAGAUAAAAACUCUGGUCUGGUCCCUCAACCAUUAAAUGUGCCUAAAGUUAAUAGUAAUAUAUAUUGAUAAUUGAUUAUUGCAAAUGUAUAAUAAGCUUUUCUGUAAGCGGUUAGAUCUACAAAUAUACUGGUAUUCGGUGGCGCGAAUUUUUGGGUGGAAACUAAGUACAAGAGAGGUGAUUUUUGUGUAAUUUAGGUUUAUGGUCGAUUGAUUUCUCUUUGCAAUAGUGUUUUAUUUAAGUAUAUAGCGAACCUGUGCCUUUAUAUUUGGAUUCAACUCGGUUAGUAAAUGAUAAUCAUAGGCCAAUUAAAUA
This is a messenger RNA of Cajanus cajan (pigeon pea), 2016 nucleotides long. Its product is annotated as phospholipase A1-Igamma1, chloroplastic. NCBI's taxonomy places the organism in Eukaryota, Viridiplantae, Streptophyta, Magnoliopsida, Fabales, Fabaceae. Gene Ontology annotation, molecular function: glycerophospholipase activity. The record is from RefSeq and is a predicted model, not a curated record. Gene Ontology annotation, biological process: lipid metabolic process.